This is a messenger RNA of Aspergillus caelatus, 1481 nucleotides long. RefSeq names its product TauD/TfdA family dioxygenase. Gene Ontology annotation, molecular function: oxidoreductase activity. Bases 34 to 1143 code for a protein of 369 amino acids. The record is from RefSeq and is a predicted model, not a curated record. NCBI's taxonomy places the organism in Eukaryota, Fungi, Ascomycota, Eurotiomycetes, Eurotiales, Aspergillaceae. The transcript is spliced from 3 exons.
UUUGGACUGCUUUAGAGCCUAUACAGAACCAUCAUGCCAGCAACUGUGCAACCACUCACUCCGCCAGCCGGAUCCGACGUUAACUUUGGCGCGGUCAUUGGCAACAUCGAUCUUGAGAAUUUAACAGACGAAAUCUUCUCCACAAUCCACUCUGCCCUCUACAAUCACCAAGUAGUAAUCUUCAAAAACCAACACCACCUCUCCCCGAAAGCCCAAUAUCUCCUCACCCAACGCUUCGACCCCUCAUCCACCCAAUAUGGCCACGGCAAAACAAUCGACGCAAAACGAAGCAUCCUGCACCCAGACCUGAAGACCGUGCCCCAUCAACCCCAAGUUCAAAUCAUCGGUCAUGGCUUCAUCGACUCCUACGAAGGUUUAACCAACUUCCAAUUGAAACACCCACACCACAAGACUUUCCACCGCGAUGCAAUUCCUCCGGAAGAAGAUUAUGAUUUCACCCGGUUUUAUAGAUGGCAUAUCGAUGCUGCGCUAUACGAGUAUCAUCCACCAAAAGUGACGACAUUACUUGCCGUUAAGGUACCGAAGGGUCGACGACAGACUUUGCGGUAUGAUGAUGGCUCGGACGAGACGUUGGAUGUGCCUCUCGGAACGACGGCCUUUGUCAACGGGGAACGGAUGUUUGAGAUAUUAUCUGCCGAGGAUAAGGAGUUUGUGCUGGGGAGUAAAGUUGAAUAUGCACCUCAUCCAUACAUCUGGAUGAGUCCCGCCCGUUCCCUUCCCACAGGACUAGGUCUCUACUCCCAAGGCCUCGAACUACCCGAAUCCGAGCUUCCGCCUAUCGACCAAUCAAAGAUCAUGAUCCUCCCCAUGGUCUGGAAGAACCCUGUAACAGGAAAGCCAGCGCUCCAGAUCCACCCCUCCGCGGUGCGGAAGAUCCACCAGAAAGAUGGAUCCGUUAUCGAUGAUCUAGCCCGUGUGCGGGAGAUUGUCUACCGGUUGCAGCGACCGGCUAUUAGCCCGAAGCAUGUCUAUGCGCAUGAUUGGGAGGAGGGUGACCUGGUUUUGUUCCAUAACCGGGGUGUGUUGCAUUCAGUAGUGGGGGCGUUCGGGGAUGAUGAGGUGAGAUUGUUCAGGCAGUGUAAUCUGGCAGCGGGGGAGGCUCCGGUUGGGAUGAGUGAUUAAUUUAUAAUGUAUUCUGGAUGAAGCGAUGUGUGUUUUUAUGAUAUAGAAUUUGGAACUUUUAGAUUUCUUGUCUCACAUGUAUUCGAGCUGAUGUUGGACACUCCUUGAUAUAUUAAUCACUAUUAUAUUUCAUUAAUCCCUCAUCCACUGGAAACUCCAGAAACGCUAUAAAAUAAGGGUAUAUGAUGCUAAAUACAAGCUGGUAUCAAGAACAUCUAUGUCUAUGGGCUCUUUAUCCCAAUGCAAUUAAAUCCGAAAAACGGCUCACGAGACAUUAGUCAGGUCAUGAGACGUUAUUUUCAACACACAUAUCAAUGCAUAAAUCAAUGCGCAAGUUC